GCCAUGACGACCGAGACCCCGCAGCAGCAGCUGGACCCGCCGCCUCCUCUGAGAUCCAGCCCGGUGUCCGGCGUCCUGCACCCGGCCAUGCUGAGCUCACAAGCCGCCACGGAGAGUUCGUCCACCGCCAACAACAAGGGGAAGAAGUCCACCUCCGGGCUGAGAAGACCGGAGAAGCCUCCCUACUCCUACAUCGCCCUCAUCGUCAUGGCGAUCCAGAGCUCUCCCACCAAGCGCCUCACCCUCAGCGAGAUCUACCAGUUCCUCCAGGCUCGCUUCCCGUUCUUCAGGGGCUCGUACCAGGGCUGGAAGAACUCGGUCCGGCACAACCUGUCCCUCAACGAGUGCUUCAUCAAGCUGCCCAAGGGCCUGGGCCGGCCGGGCAAGGGCCACUACUGGACCAUCGACCCGGGCAGCGAGUUCAUGUUCGAGGAGGGCUCGUUCCGCCGCAGACCCCGGGGCUUCAGGAGGAAGUGCCAGGCUCUGAAGCCCAUGUACCGCAUGAUGAACGGCAUCGGCUUCGGCGCCUCCAUCCUCCCGCAGAGCUUCGACUUCCAGGCGCCCUCCGCGGCCCUGGCGUGCCACGGCAACAGCUACAACUUGGACAUGAUGAGCAGCUCCAUGGCCGGGGGGGGCUACGACGGGCUCAGCGGGGGGCACCACGUCCCGCACAUGUCCCCGAGCCCCGGGUCCACGUACAUGGCGAGCUGUCCUGUGCCGUCCAACGGGGACUACGGCCCGGACAGCAGCUCCAGCCCGGUGCCGUCCUCCCCGGCCAUGGCCAGCGCGCUGGACGGACACUCUCCGUACGCCGGCUCCUCGGGGCACUGGGGGUCGUCCGGGGGGUCUCCGUACAUCAAGCAGCAGCCGCUGGCCUCCUCCAGCCCGGCGGCCUCCGGGUUACACUCCGGCAUGUCCGCCUACUCCCUGGAGCAGAGCUACCUCCACCAGAACGGCAGGGACAGCCACUCAGGAGACAUAUCAGUGGGGAUCCCUCGCUACCAGAGCCACUCGUCGGUGUGCGACAGGAAAGACUUUGUGUUGAACUUUAACGGCAUCUCGUCCUUCCACCCGUCGGCCGGUGGCUCCUACUACCACCACCACCACCACCACCACCCCCCCCACCAGAGCAGCGUGUGCCAGGACAUCAAGCCGUGCGUCAUGUGA
Limanda limanda (common dab) is the source of this 1167-nucleotide messenger RNA. Its product is annotated as forkhead box protein F2-like. Gene Ontology annotation, molecular function: RNA polymerase II cis-regulatory region sequence-specific DNA binding; DNA-binding transcription factor activity, RNA polymerase II-specific. Gene Ontology annotation, biological process: animal organ morphogenesis; regulation of transcription by RNA polymerase II. The coding region runs from base 4 to 1167 and encodes 387 amino acids. The record is from RefSeq and is a predicted model, not a curated record. Gene Ontology annotation, cellular component: nucleus. NCBI's taxonomy places the organism in Eukaryota, Metazoa, Chordata, Actinopteri, Pleuronectiformes, Pleuronectidae. The transcript is spliced from 2 exons.